Molecule: messenger RNA, 2835 nt
Organism: Brachypodium distachyon (stiff brome)
Lineage: Eukaryota; Viridiplantae; Streptophyta; Magnoliopsida; Poales; Poaceae
Product: phosphatidylinositol 4-phosphate 5-kinase 1-like
Exons: 9
Biological process (GO): phosphatidylinositol metabolic process
Molecular function (GO): 1-phosphatidylinositol-4-phosphate 5-kinase activity; ATP binding
Source: RefSeq, a predicted model, not a curated record
AAUCCCGAUCGUGCUGGCUGGGAUGGGGAAGCACGAACGUGAGGGGCGUGGCUGAAAAUUGGGGUUUCGAUGUUUUGUGCAUCCCUUGGAGCUGCUAAGUGACGGAAAGGGACUUGCAAAAUAAUCUCUCCGUUCGAAUAGAAAUGCCUUUUUUGUCGCACGAAAUGAAGCAUCCAUGCCGGGGGAAACAUAUGUUUGUCUAUUGUGUUACUUGACUAGUACUCUUGUCCAAAACAAAGUUAUGGCUAGUUAGUAGUACUAUAAUGAUUAUGCCCAGAAUCUGUUUUCGUUCCCGUAGGUGCUGUGCUUGCAUAGUGUAUGACAACUUUCUACGCUUUCUUUCAGGUCAUCUAGAGCACUAGGACGCAUGUAUGUAUGUGGCUUUUGAGCUAUUCUGGUGAACCUUGAGAUGGCCAGUGCAGAGACAAGCAAGGGGAACACUCAAAGGGGGGAUACCCUUCCAAAUGGAGAUGUUUAUGUGGGCAACUUCGAUGGAUUAGUUCCUCAUGGAAUGGGGAAGUAUAUGUGGACAGAUGGAGCCCUCUAUGAGGGUGAGUGGGACAAAAGCAAAAUGACUGGGAGAGGAAUAAUACAGUGGCCUUCAGGAGCAUCUUAUGUAGGUGACUUCCGUGGAGGUUUCAUCGACGGGACAGGCACCUUCAAGGGAGUAGAUGGCUCAGUCUACAAAGGUUGUUGGAGGAUGAACAAAAAGCAGGGAAUGGGGACAAUGGUUUACUCGAACUCUGAUACGUAUGAAGGUUUAUGGAAUGAGGGUUUGCCAGAUGGAUUUGGUAAAUAUACAUGGUCUGCUGGCAACAUCUACAUUGGAAGCUGGAAAUCUGGUAACAUGAAUGGCAGAGGAGUAAUGCAAUGGAUAAAUGGUGAUACUCUUGACUGCAAUUGGCUCAAUGGGCUGGCUCAUGGGAAAGGUUAUUGCAAAUAUGCAUCAGGAGCAUGUUACAUUGGUACAUGGGACAGGGGAGUCAAGGAUGGGCAUGGCAUCUUUUAUGAACCAGGAAGUAAAAUACCCUGUAACCUUGAAGUUUCUGAGUGUGCAACAACUCGUGAUGGUGCAAGUGCUUCAAGUUCAAGUAAUGAAACAGUCAAUGUUAGACUAUUGUUUCUACUGCAAAAUCUGUGCAACAAAUGGGGACUGCGUAGAUUCUUUCAUCGUCCCAAGCGCAUUUCAAAUGGCACAACACCAAUUUUUUAUGAUGAUUCCAGAAAUCACUUGUCACAAGAUUUACCCAAUGCAUCCUUGUCAGGUAAUGAGCAUUUACAAGAAAAUGAUGUUAAUAAAGAUUUGGUGUACGAACGAGAAUACGUUCAAGGAGUGCUUAUCUUGGAGCAGCCAAAAGGCAAAGAUUCAGGAAUGUUGGAUAGCGGUGAAACACAAGAAAAUACCUGGCAAAAACAAGCUAGAGGACCGAUGGAGACUAUUUACAAGGGGCACAGGAGCUAUUAUCUAAUGCUAAAUUUGCAACUUGGCAUCAGGUAUACUGUGGGUAAAAUUACCCCUGUACCUUUGCGUGAAGUUCGUUCAAAUGAUUUUGGACCUAGAGCACGGAUAAGAAUGUACUUCCCCGUUGAGGGUUCACAGUAUACCCCUCCACACUGCUCUGUCAAUUUCUUUUGGAAAGACUAUUGUCCUAUGGUUUUCCGGAAUCUUCGGGAAAUGUUUCAUAUUGAUGCUGCAGAUUACAUGAUGUCUAUAUGUGGGGGUGACAGUCUAAAGGAGCUUUCUUCACCUGGGAAAAGUGGCAGUAUUUUCUAUCUCUCCCAGGAUGAACGAUUUGUCAUAAAAACCUUGAGAAAAAGUGAGCUGAAGAUUGGUUUGAUGUAAUGCGUCCUGCAGAUACUGCUGAAGAUGCUUCCAAAAUAUUACAAUCAUGUCAAAGCUUAUGAUAAUACUCUGAUUACGAAGUUUUUUGGCGUGCACAGGAUUACUCUAAAAGCUGGAAAAAAGGUAAGAUUUGUUGUGAUGGGAAAUAUGUUCUGCACGGAGCUGAGAAUUCACCGUAAGUAUGACUUAAAGGGCUCUACACAAGGCCGUUCAACGAAAAAGCAAAAAAUUAAUGAGAACACAACGCUGAAGGAUCUUGACCUAUCACACGCUUUUCAUGUUGAUAAACCAUGGAGGGAGGCACUUUUCAGGCAGAUAACUCUUGAUUGUAUGUUCCUGGAAUCCCAAUCUAUUAUUGACUACAGCAUGCUAUUGGGAAUCCAUUUUAGAGCUCCCCAUCACUUGAAGACUCUCACGUCACAUCAGAACACCCUUGAAAGCAGUGGAAAUUCAUCCGAAAUGGAUUGUAGUGUUCCAGUGCAUUAUGAGGAUAUAAAUUCUACAAAGGGACUUCUACUAGUUGCUCACGAGCCAGGUACGACAGUAGGCGGUUCCCACAUUAGAGGAAGCAUGGUUAGAGCAUCAGAAGGUGGUUACGAAGAAGUAGAUCUUGUUUUGCCAGGCACUGGAAGGUUCCGUGUGCAGUUAGGGGUAAAUAUGCCAGCUCGAGCUCGGAAAUUGCUAGAAAGCACGGACAUGGUUGAGGAAUACGAUGUUGUACUUUACCUUGGUAUCAUAGACAUACUGCAGGAGUACAAUAUGUCUAAACGAGUGGAGCAUGCAGUCAAAUCACUCAAGUUUGAUCCCCUCUCGAUAUCAGCUGUUGAUCCGAAUUUGUAUUCGAAACGAUUUGUACAUUUCCUCGAUAGAGUUUUCCCUGAGCAAGACUGAACAGAGAGGCCCUGGACAGUAAAUAGCGGUAAUGCAUGUUUCUUUCUUUUCCCUGUAAAGAAUGCUUAUAUUCUCCACCGGAAUUAGUCUACAGGUAAUCA